This is a messenger RNA of Kockovaella imperatae, 3450 nucleotides long. RefSeq lists its product as hypothetical. Lineage: Eukaryota; Fungi; Basidiomycota; Tremellomycetes; Tremellales; Cuniculitremaceae. The transcript is spliced from 9 exons. Gene Ontology annotation, biological process: intracellular signal transduction; peptidyl-serine phosphorylation. The record is from RefSeq and is a predicted model, not a curated record. Gene Ontology annotation, molecular function: protein serine/threonine kinase activity; ATP binding. Bases 1 to 3450 code for a protein of 1149 amino acids.
AUGGCGAGCGCUGCCGUUUCCCUGCCACCAGGUCUUGCUCAGCAUGACACGCCGUACGAUGCUCAUCCACUCUCUCACUCUGUCCAGUCAUCCGGAGACGUGCCCUCAACAUCGCAGACAUCAUCAAUCCAGCACAGCUCGACGAGCAGUCCACAUACAUCUUUCCAAAGUGAUGAUCUGCCACCGCCAGGUCUCCACCCCCACUGGUAUCCACAACCAGACCGCGGCAGCCUACAUCUCGGUGGCGCCUCUGCCAAUACCAAAGAGAGCAGAAUGAAAGCUUCAGGUACUGCCCCAGGUGCAUUGGAUAGAGUGUCCAGGCAGGAGACGCAACCUAAAAGAACGCAGACCAAAUUGGAGGACUUCGAGCUGAUACAUGUUCUUGGAAAAGGCUGUGCGGGACGAGUCCUCCUUGUCAGACAUACACCGACAUCAUCCAUCCGAGCCAUGAAAGCCCUUUCUAAGCGCUCGGUCCUGACACACGAUGAACUUCAUCACACCAUGACCGAGCUGUCGAUCCUGCGUCGAUUUUCAGUCAUGGAACCCUCCAAUCCAUUCGUGUCAACCCUUCAAUGCAGCUUCACAGAUCGCGAGAAUAUUUACUUUGUCAUGGAUUUCUACCCUGGAGGAGAUCUGGCAACGCAGAUGGAGAUUCACGGGUUAUUGGGUCAUCAUCGAACUCGGUUCUACGCUGCGGACCUGACGCAAGGCUUGGAGGAUCUACACCGAAAUGGCAUCAUUGUGCGCGAUCUUAAACCGGAAAACAUUCUUUUAAAUGCCCGCGGUCAUGCUGUCUUGGCGGAUUUUGGGCUCUCCAAAGAGUUCGACUAUCGUGGGGAGCCACUGCCAUUGCACGUCGUGACGUACCCAGGGGAGCCAGAUCCUCCGGAAUGGGCCGGUGCGGGAAUGGGUAGUGCGCGAAUAAUGAAGGACGGUAGUCGACGGCUUGUUGUGGAUCGAGCUAUGAGUUUUGUUGGGACAUCUGACUACUUGUCCCCCGAGGUCGUUAGAAGGGCUGAAUACACUUACGCCGUCGAUUGGUGGGCUCUAGGAUGCAUUGUUCUGGAGGGAUUGGUAGGAAGGGUUCCGUUUCACGCCGAAGAAGAUGAGCCACUGAGUAUGCUUUGGAAUCGAAUCCUCCUGGACCCUUGGGAAGAUGCCUUGAGAGAACCGAGGAUAGCUUGUCGACCUCUGACAGAAUAUGGCUUGGACGAGGUCACAUGGUCGUUCAUCGAUGCGCUCUUGAUCAAAGAUCCCAUGUGGCGCUUGACAGAGCCCUGCAUCAAGAACCACGCAUACUUCCAGCAUAUCGACUGGGACACGGUCAAAGCUGGAGAAUAUGAUGAUCCUCACGACUUAGAACUUCACCCGGUCUCAGAGUACAAUACACGCUAUUUCCCUAAACUCUGCUUGGAAGAAGAGCCAUCGGUCGAUAUGAAGACACACGAUGAGAGAUAUGCCGACGAUGACAAGAUUGCGACGCCUUUGAAUGACAAUUCGCUGUACGCUUUGGAAUGUGCAAGGUAUAGGAAGGAGCUCGAAUCAUUUACAUGGUCAAGGGAAGACGAGAUGCUGUACACUUCAGAGCAACAUGUAGACCUCGCCCCUUGGCCUCCACAUCACGAAGGCAUGGCAGAAUCGGAGGAAGAAGGCAGCGGUUCAGAGGCUCUCAGUUCUGAUGCGUCGACCACGGAACAUGAGAGUGAGGAUGAGCCUCGACGUUGGUCUCCGGCCGAUAUCGACCUGCCGCUGCCUUUGGAUGAGGACGAGACUUUGAUACCGGCGGAGAUUGGAGAUGAUCAGGCGAUAGAGUACGCCGGUCAUGAUGGCUCUGAGGAGAUGCAGGAGCAGGAAGCAUCGACGCCAAUGUCUGUGGUCGAGGUUGAUGCACCUGGUACCGCUCGCCCUGGCCCAGAAGCGGAGCCUGUAGUAGAGAUCGACGCAGAUCCAAGGAUGGAGUCGCCAAUCCCGAUGGACGAGGGCCAUUCCCCGACCCCAAAUACCGCAUCCGCCGCCCCGUUCGCAACCCUCACGCGCACCAUUACAGGUUCACCAAAACAAAAGCCGAUACCCAUCCGGCCGGUCAAGAAUCAACUUCGACUGGGUCUAAAUGCCUCUGGAUCUUCCACACUGCUUGCCCGUCGUACUUCACAGGACAACUUCGCCAGUGUUCCUAGUCCCAAUUCCAGACCCUCUCGCCAACUUCGCCUCCCCUCAGGACUCCCGCACUCGGGUCUGUCUGUUUCGGACAUUGUUUCCAUCCCUUCACCCGGUCUCGGAUCUCCCACCCAUAUCAUCCGGAGACACCCUCAACUUCCCUCCGUGGAUGACGGACCUAUCGCUAGGCUCAGUGUUGAUCUCCAUGGGACCGUUACACAACUUGGAGAUGAAGAUUGGGAAGAACUUCAGGCGGACUCGGGUACUCAAAGUGCGGACAACGUUCCUCCUUCUAGCUUUUUGUCUCGGGUUUUGAGGCGACGUCCAUCGACGAUUCAAGCGUCUACCUUGUCCAGACAGGUCAGGUCGUCGAAUUCUUCAGCGUCAUCCAGCCCUACGAAGACUAGAGGGCUGUCAGCCGCGAGGCUCGGUCACGCUGAUGGGAUGACUGGCAGCACGCCAGGCUCCAAAUUCGGUACCACUAAGAAGGCUCUAGAGAAGAUCAAGGCCUUUCCAAAGUUUCGAAAAGUCUCGGAUGGUACAAGCUCGCCGGCAAAAGCUGAGAUCAUCCAAACGCCGCCGAAACGCCAUGGUGUACGUCAACGACUGGACAGUCGACUCGCUAUGCAUAGCGGUCCACUGAAAAUGGAAGGCGGCACACCAUCGUUGCUGGAUCUCAAAGCUGCCCCGAUCCAUCAAUCUGCCAGUAUCGCUCCAACUCUGGCUCUGCCGCCAUCGAUCUCCCCCCUUUCUGAGUCCUUCUCGGUGAAUCGACCACUCUCGAGGGCAAGAGUAUCCGAUCAAGAUCUCAAGGUGCUCGGAUCCGACGUGGAUCUGAAAUCGCCUGUCGAGUCCAUAUCUGAAUCGUCAGGCUCUGGUCUGGGCACCGACGCUAAAGCGACCCUGCGACCAUCAGCGAGCCGCCGACAUACGGAAUCAAGUAAUGGGGCAUCAGCUCGAGCUGGUGGUGUAGGUAUCGGGGGAUGGCUCGACAAGAAGCCCAGGACCCGACGUAAAGAUUCCGGAGUGACCUCUAGUGGAUCUGGGGUCGGCGGCUGGGGUAAGAGAAUGUCCGCUUCAGUCUCUUUGUCAACUAGCAACAGUACGUCUAGCCCAAGGAAAAAGAGUGCUCUCUUCCGAUCUGGUCAAAAGAACAUCCGGUCGUCAGCAUCGACUGAAGGGAUCCCGAGGACCGGAUCAAGGAGUGAAACCAACUUGGAUGGUGGAGGAAAGGAAGCGAUGCCAAAGUUGGAAUUGAAGACGACGGCGCCUUUAGACAUUCAGUGGAAGUAG